GUGACAUUACAACGAGUUCAGGGCGCAGUUGUGCGCAGGACUUCAAGCGAGACACACGUCGUUAUAGCCCUCGAAGCAAGGAUUACUACGUAAAAAUUAAAAUCAAGGCAUUAGUUAAUAAACAGUAGAAAAAUGCUUAACUUUCAUGGGAACAACGUUCAUUUGAACUAUGCCAAGAGAUGUGUAUUCAACAUUAUCUGUUGCAUGCUGCUGGCGUUACUUGCGGACAGCGCUGAAGGACUUCAGCUGAGCGCCUUUACAACGAAAACGCCGAGGGUCUCCAAAUACUCCACCAAGUCGCCAUCAGCAUCCUCGAUGAACCAUGAUGCGACUACUUCGAUUUAUCGCUUCAAUGCCACAAACGGCAUCACCUGCAUUCUGAUGCAGGUGGACGGAUUGAUAAGUAUCCGGUAUCGAAACAAGCUGAACGAGGAUGUCGAGGCCGAUCUGUAUAUGCCGGACAGUCCGCAGCUGAGCGGUGAAUGCGUCGAAUCCAAUUUGGAAAUAUUGACCAUGGACUUCAAGGGAUUUACGCUGUCGAUGACAUUCAAAAAGUCGUCGGGCGGCGAAGGCUGGUACAUCAACCUCUUUGAGCUGACAUACUCGUCAUCGAAUUCCCUAUUCGAACAUCCCGACCGUCCCAAUUUGAAUGUGAAGCUAACCUCGCCAGCGCAGACGCCCAUGUACUUCCCAACGCCCGUGGGCAAGUCCUAUCUCUGUGACAAGGAGCAGACCGUCAUAUUGUAUGCACCCCACGAUUCUGGCGACCAGUCUGGCCAUAUUGCACGCCUCUACCUGCGCGACCUGCACAUGCAGAGCUUCAUGUUCAAGGAGAGCGGCAAGUGGGGCCCCUCCUUUCACUGUAGUGCCACCGGUUCCUAUCGCGACGAGACGGCACCUCUGGCCGUUGGCACUGCGCUGGCCAUUGCGGUGCUCUUGACCAUUUCCGGCUACGGCGGGUGGCGGUAUUUCAAAGUCAAGAAGGUUCAAUACGGUUCGAUGGAGUAAACAGAAUAUUUAUGUACCGGCAUUUUUUUCGUUUUUCAAUUACUUUCAAAUCAAAUCUUUGUACCGUUAUUUGUUGCAUAUCAGUAUUGAGGUAUUUAAAUAAUGAAUAUAAAAUUAUGUUCUCAAACCUAAACGAAAUUGUGAGCGAGCCUCACAGAAAUAUAACUGUUACAAAGGAAUGAACAAAAACCUAUUAAAGAAAUACAUAUACAUAAA
Molecule: messenger RNA, 1224 nt
Organism: Drosophila virilis
Lineage: Eukaryota; Metazoa; Arthropoda; Insecta; Diptera; Drosophilidae
Product: lysosome-associated membrane glycoprotein 5
Biological process (GO): establishment of protein localization to organelle
Cellular component (GO): plasma membrane; lysosomal membrane; late endosome membrane
Source: RefSeq, a predicted model, not a curated record